Messenger RNA from Lagopus muta (rock ptarmigan), 665 nucleotides. RefSeq names its product parathyroid hormone (gene PTH). Gene Ontology annotation, molecular function: hormone activity; parathyroid hormone receptor binding. NCBI's taxonomy places the organism in Eukaryota, Metazoa, Chordata, Aves, Galliformes, Phasianidae. The transcript is spliced from 2 exons. Gene Ontology annotation, biological process: intracellular calcium ion homeostasis; cell-cell signaling. The record is from RefSeq and is a predicted model, not a curated record. Gene Ontology annotation, cellular component: extracellular region. Bases 306 to 665 code for a protein of 119 amino acids.
UGGUCCUUUUCACCCCGUUAGCCAAAAUGUGAGUGCAUACAUGAUGAUAAUGCAAAGCAAUUAAAGCUGACAGAAGCUUUCAGACUUGCCUACAAAGUUACAGAAGUUUUCUCAUAAGAAAUAGUAUUAAAACCUUUUUUUUUCCUGUUGUACUCCUUGUUGCAGCCUAUUUCACGAGAAGAAUGUUUUUAAAACCAUUCUGAUGCCUUUCUUUAACUUUUUCGUAAUCUAAAUUUCUUUGGAAUCCAAAGAACUACUGGAAAUACUGAUCUAUACAUUUAUUCACUUCUAUCUCUGCAGACAAAAUGAGUUCUACAAAAAAUCUGGCCAAGACUGUAAUGAUUUUAUAUGCCAUAUGUUUUUUUACAAACUCUGAUGGAAGACCAAUGAUGAAGAGAUCAGUGAGCGAGAUGCAAUUAAUGCACAAUCUUGGAGAGCAUCGACACACUGUGGAGAGACAGGAUUGGCUUCAGAUGAAACUGCAGGAUGUGCACAGCGCCCUUGAGGAUGCCAGGACCCAGAGGCCUCGGAACAAGGAGGAUAUUGUCCUGGGGGAGAUAAGAAACCGGAGGCUGCUCCCUGAGCAUUUGCAGGCAGCACUGCAGAAGAAAUCCAUCGACCUGGACAGAGCUUACAUGGAUGUACUCUUUAAAACUAAGCCGUAA